CCUACACACCAUCUUCAGUCUGAACCAGACACCGUCGCUCGGCAACUGUUCAAAUAUGGAUUCUUCUUCCCGCUAUUUUGGGCGAUAGGAGUGUAUUUUAUGUUUGCGCCCAUGCGCGUCUCCCACGAUUGGGAGCAAGGCAAAACAGAAGAAGAAAAAGAGAAAAUACUGUCGAACUUGCGGCAGACGGAAAUGAAAUGGGCGAAA
Messenger RNA from Pisolithus orientalis, 207 nucleotides. RefSeq lists its product as uncharacterized. NCBI's taxonomy places the organism in Eukaryota, Fungi, Basidiomycota, Agaricomycetes, Boletales, Pisolithaceae. The annotation marks the transcript as partial. The record is from RefSeq and is a predicted model, not a curated record. The transcript has 2 exons.